Molecule: messenger RNA, 3018 nt
Organism: Cyanistes caeruleus (blue tit)
Lineage: Eukaryota; Metazoa; Chordata; Aves; Passeriformes; Paridae
Gene: GAS2
Product: growth arrest specific 2
Biological process (GO): actin crosslink formation
Cellular component (GO): actin filament
Molecular function (GO): actin filament binding; microtubule binding; cytoskeletal adaptor activity
Source: RefSeq, a predicted model, not a curated record
CAUUACACCGCACGACGGGGGUGGCUGCUGCUGCUGUCUGUUGGUGGGGUUUUGGUGUGGAUUUUUUUCCUCUCGCUCUCUGAGCGUGGGUGUUUGAAAGCAUGGUGGAGGCGGAAUGAGAGUGUGCGUGGAGGAAGUCCGCGCGUGGUUCUCCCGGGGCUCACCGCGGUGAGGAUGCGAGUUGCUAGCGGGCUGCCCUGGGCAUCCUGCGGAGGGCCGGGGGCUGCGUUGGGUUUGCUUGGUCCUGCCCCCGAGGGGCAGACCUGGGAGCAGCACUUUCAGCACUCAUGGCAAAGCCAUUAACUCAGCCUGUCUGUGGAGGGGCCCCGAGGAGGACAAACGCAUCGGAAUCCGCGGCGGGUACAACAAGCAGAUAAGCAAUGUGCACUGCCCUGAGCCCGAAGGCACGUGGGCCUGGCCUGUCCGACAUGCAUCAAUAUAGUCAAUGGCUUGCAAGUAGACAUGAGGCCAACUUGCUGCCAAUGAAAGAGGAUUUGGCCCUGUGGCUUACAAACCUGCUGGGUAGAGAAAUAACAGCAGAAACCUUUAUGGAGAAAUUGGAUAAUGGUGCCUUGCUUUGCCGAUUAGCUGAAACCCUGCAGGACAAAUUAAAAGAAAACAGCUUUGAUGCAAACAAGCCUGGCAAAACCUUACCAGUUCGGAAAAUUCCAUGCAAAGCCAAUGCUCCUUCAGGGUCUUUUUUUGCACGGGACAACACAGCAAAUUUCUUAUCCUGGUGCAGAGAUGUAGGUGUGGAUGAUACCUGCCUGUUUGAAUCAGAAGGUUUGGUACUCCACAAGCAGCCAAGAGAAGUGUGCCUUUGUUUGCUGGAACUUGGAAGAAUUGCAGCAAGAUUUGGGGUGGAACCUCCUGGAUUAAUAAAAUUGGAAAAAGAGAUUGAACAAGAGGAAACACUUUCAGCUCCCCUUCCAUCUCCUUCACCAUCACCCACAAAGUCUCCUGGGAAAAAAAGCACAGGAAAACUGUUGGAUGAUGCUGUUAAACAUAUUUCUGAAGAUCCACCGUGUAAAUGCCCUAAUAAGUUCUGUGUGGAACGUCUUUCACAGGGAAGAUACAGAGUUGGAGAGAAGAUCCUUUUUAUUAGGAUGCUGCACAACAAACACGUGAUGGUUCGUGUUGGAGGAGGCUGGGAGACUUUUGCAGGUUACUUACUGAAGCAUGACCCAUGCCGAAUGCUUCAAAUCUCCCGAGCAGAUGGGAAAACUUCUCCAAUCCAGAGCAAGUCUCCAAACCUCAGGGACAUGAAUCCAGACAAUUAUCUGGUUGUUUCUGCCCAUUACAAAACCAAGAAGGAGGUUCAGUGAAAUAAGCUUCUCAUGUGGGUGGGACUUCAUGUAUGUAGGUCCAAAUUAUUCUCCCAAGUGUAGUGAAUUUAGUUAAUGCUUUAAAAGGACUUUGGAAAAUUUAACACAGACUGGAAAUGACACCCCAUUUUGAAGAUCUUUGAAUUUAGAACUAUUUAUUUCUAGUACUGUAUCUUUUAUAGGAAAUUACCCUUGAUACGCUAAUUACUACAAUCAGAUAAUAAAUAGACAUAUAUUUUUAGCCAAAUUAUUACUCUUUAAUAUGUGAAUGUAUACUUAGAGCUACAUAGAGCAGUGGAUCCUGUUAAUGGAAGAAAAUAGACAAUGAAAUAUAUUUGUAUGAAAAUCUUAUUACUCUGAAUCUCUGACUGUUAGGCUAGUGGAAAUAUAUAUAUGCAGGUGGAAAAUGGGUAUUUGGGGAAAUUAUUUGGUAAUGUCCCUUGAAAUUAAAUAAAAAUUUGCUAUUUGUAUGUUUUGCCAUCUUACUAUUUAAAGCUGAAGACAAUACUGAGUGUUCAAUCUAUUUGUAGAUCCUUUCUGUUUUUCACAAAGUUGCCCAAUGUAAAAGCAUGGGAAAGUGGAGAGAUUGCCCCUUCCUCUGUCAGUCAGUGGAGCUGGUUGGUCAUACCAAUGAAGUGAUUUUCUGCAGCCCGUAAGGGAACCAGUAACAGGUGCACAGCCUUCAGACCCAAGGAGGAGCUUCAGAAAAUGCAAAUAUGGAGUCACAAAAUAUGGCACUGCUCUUGGAUAUGACCUUUUCCUUCCCUUUCUUUUUAAUGUUGUUGGUCCUUUUAAACGUGAAAUAUUCAUUACCCUAUAAAUAGAGUGAUUCACAUUCUCAUAAAUCAUUCACACAACUGUAAUAUAGCUAAAGGUUUUUGUGGGCUCAGUUCAUUGUUUUGGCUACUUUUCUAUGUUUGUAUUUGGUAAUUUAUGUGCCUUGUAACAUCCUAUAAAGAUCAUUUUAUAGGAUUGUUUUGAUGACUGUAUGAAUUUAAAAAAUAAAUUUUUUUAGGUACUCAUACAUUUUGGAACUCUUAUUAUUUGUAAUCUCUCAUCUCUACUUUGCUGCUACUCACUGGAUGCUGACAAUACACAACACUGAUUGCUGCCCUAAUAAUGAGCUGCACAAAGGGGCAAACAGAUAACACAGAAAUACCCAAAUUUUAUUGAAAAAUAAUUUUUCUUUGCAGGGAAAAAAAUUCAAAAGCAUCCUUGAAAUAAUUUAAUUUAGUACUGACUAGUAUUUUUCUCCAUUUUCUGAUGUUAAAUUUUAAAAAAAUGGUCCUAUAGUCUGCUCCUGUGGUCCUUAACAGCAAAAUGUCUGUGAGAUAGAAAGCAUCAAAGCCACCUUUCAUGUUCUGUGCCUUAUUAAAAUCAGCAUGUUGUAUCUUACUUCUGUGGAAAAGGCCUACCUCACCAUUUAAAAAUAACUACUGAAUACAGUUCACAAUUGCUCGGUGCAGCAGACAAAGUAGCAGGACAUAAUUCCAAAGUUGCAGCCUUUUGUUCUUAUUUUGAAACACUUUCUACAAAGAUUAAACACAUAUUCAAGCAAUAAAUCUUUUGAAAAGCCAUAGGAAGUCUCAGCUGUCAUAGAAGUUGUCAUAUGUUCUCUAUAAGGGAGCAGAAAACAGACCACAAGGAACAUAAUUUUAGAAAAAAUGUAGCAUAGCUGAAAAAGAAUCAUUAU